Molecule: messenger RNA, 3265 nt
Organism: Xyrauchen texanus (razorback sucker)
Lineage: Eukaryota; Metazoa; Chordata; Actinopteri; Cypriniformes; Catostomidae
Product: ras-related protein Rap-2a
Exons: 2
Coding region: 528-1079 (183 amino acids)
Biological process (GO): negative regulation of cell migration; Rap protein signal transduction
Cellular component (GO): plasma membrane
Molecular function (GO): GDP binding; GTP binding; GTPase activity
Source: RefSeq, a predicted model, not a curated record
GGUUUGGCGCAGAUGGAGCGGCUAUUGGACGUAUCACGGAUCCGUUAAUCGAGGCGUCUGUAGGGGGGCCGAGAGGGAAGCGGCGCGGCGGCGGAUCCCCACCCGUGAGCAUGGCGGCGUGUAUUCACGAAGACCGGAGAGAGCUGAAAGACAUGGAAAACACUAAUGUCGCUUGAAUUAAUCGGAUCAUAAAGGAUUCUAUUAAUUCGCCGGUACCGAAAAAGAUAGUCGGCGGGUCUUUUUUUUUUUUUUCUCCCAUAGGAUGGUGAGCUGAGCAGAGGAAAAGAACAAGUUACUGGUGAACGCAUCUUUUCAGCCGUUGUCCGUUGUGAAUCAUAGGCGCGUCUGGGCCGCCGGUGCACCGGGUGUCUCCGUGAUCAUGAUGCGCCGCUGCGGGAUGCGUGUUGUGCGAGGCUUGCGGAUAUCGGCGGACAUUCUUGUUUAAACGCACUCAAACAUGAACAUCAUUUCCACGUCGAGUGCCGUGUGAGUUUAUUUCGAUUUUUACACACGUUCAGACAGGAGUGAUGCGCGAGUAUAAAGUGGUGGUCCUCGGGAGCGGCGGGGUCGGUAAAUCCGCCCUCACCGUUCAGUUCGUGACCGGGACUUUUAUCGAGAAGUACGACCCGACCAUCGAGGAUUUUUACCGUAAGGAGAUCGAGGUCGACUCGUCGCCGUCGGUGCUGGAGAUCCUCGACACGGCGGGCACGGAGCAGUUCGCGUCAAUGCGGGACCUGUACAUUAAAAACGGACAGGGCUUCAUUCUGGUCUACAGUCUGGUCAACCAGCAGAGCUUUCAAGACAUUAAACCCAUGAGAGAUCAGAUCAUCCGAGUGAAGAGAUAUGAGAAGGUUCCUGUGAUCCUGGUGGGGAAUAAGGUGGAUCUAGAGAGUGAGCGGGAGGUGUCUGUGAGAGAGGGACAGGCGCUGGCCGAGGAGUGGGGCUGUCCGUUCAUUGAAACCUCGGCCAAGAGCAAGACAAUGGUGGACGAACUCUUUGCUGAGAUCGUACGGCAGAUGGACUAUGCAGCACAGCCGGAUAAAGAUGACCCAUGCUGCUCCUCCUGCACUAUACAAUAACUCACAUUUCAAUAACUUUCAUAGACCUUCUUGUGUCUGUGGUUUUCAUCAUUCUACAGACUGACAACAUCUUUUGUCACUUCAGAUUUGGGCAGACUCAACCACAGGAAGAGCACUUGCCUUAGGUCUCACAUUUCCCGUUUGAGCAGGAUCCUACAGUGGAGAUGUAUGGGCUUAUAAGUUUUGAGUUUUUAAGUCUUGAUGAUUUUAUCUGAAUUUGUCACCAGGUCAGAGACAGAGAGAAGAAAAGGGUUCUUAGCCAUAUGAAUUCAUUUUUUCAAUAUUCAAAUACUUUCUCCUAUCCCACCUUUCUGUGGACAAUUACAAGUAAGCCGUUUGUAGGUUUAUUCCCCUAAAACAUGUAAGCACUGUGGCACUAUCAAAACAUUGACUCAAGCAAUGGUGUAAAGUUUGGGGCGGGACUUUUUCUUUGACCAAUGGCAGAUGGGGGUAGUGUUCGGUAAAGCUGAUUGAAAACGGUCAUUGUUUUUGGUGACUAGUGGCUCAGAAAUUAUACACUUCCCCUAUAACGAUCAGAUUUUAAUCAACAAUUCAUUAAAGAACCCUCAAAAUCAUGUUUCUCUAGUGAGCUGCCUAGCUGAACACCAAAGCAGGCAGAAUAAUUACUUAAUGUUGCGUUCCUUUUGUCUAUGGCAGCAUGCAUAAGGCUGUUCCAGAAUGCACAAUGAUUAAUUAAAAAGUGCUGCAUUUUAUUUUCUUAAAUGUGGAAUGUUUAUCAUUAAUUGCGUACAUCACCAUGGGUGCCGCCAAUUUUUGCGUCUUGCAGUUUCCAAAUUGGUUCUAAUUGCUGUUGCACUUUACCAAAUGGAAAGUUACAAAUUCAGACUUUCUUAGUUGAAUGCCGCUUACGGCUCUUCAGACCAAACGUGUUCUUGGGCUAAAAAAGCAAGAUGGAGCGUAACAAAUUCAACAAUGCAUUUUUAAGUUAAAGAUCUUUUAAACUUGACAUGGCAUCUGAAAAAGCAAGGGCAAAAACGUGUUAGGUGUGAACAACCCACUAAGUCCCUAUCACUAAAUGGACAGGUUAUGGGGUGAAAGAAUUUUGUACCCCCUUACCACUCCACUCUAAGCUUUUGUUUGAAAAACAUUCAUUUAGCUAUGUUUACACCUUUCAUCCUUAGUAGAAGGGUGUUCUUCAUUUAGAAAACACCCUCCAUUAUCGCAUACUUUGGAAAACAAUGACGUUAGGAAACUUUCUCUCUCGCUAUCUUUACCUUUCUCAUACAUCUCUUCAACAUCUCAGCCCCCUUUCUACACUCAUUAUUUUCAAUAUUCUGCCAUGAUUGUAUGGGUCAUUGAUGCUGAUGAAUAUUGGUGGACUUUAAAUACAUUUGGAAAGAGGUUGCCAGUUUUUCUUGGUACCCUCGUCCUGACUGAGGUUGAGUUUAGACCUCAGCGAGGAACAGAAUGAUGAUAUGCAUAUGAGUGGAUGUAUGUCUAUUUGAGUGUAUGUGUUUGAUAGAGAGCUCUGAGUUGUUAUUGAUUUUAUAUUUUUAAUGUGGAUGUUUGCUCAACUCUCGUAAAGGACUGAACGGUGACACUCUUUUGUUUAGCACCUAAAUAAAGUGCAUCCAACACUCUCACGCACUCUGAAUGGCAUUUUCUGUAUUUUUUUUAUUAUUUGCUACUAACCCACACAAUGUAUAAGCCAGAAAUUGUAAUAUUUGACCAGAACAUUCUGGUCUGAAUGUCUGCACAAACUUAACAGGAUCUGUUUUUUAUCAGCCAGGUUUUGUUUUAAUGUAAUGACUGUUGAACUAUUUGUUUGUGGUAAAUACAUGUUAGUUACAUAUUAUUGAGCACAUGCUUUCCAUCUACACUGAUUUAUGGGGCAUUAACACAAACAGCAGUUGAAAGCUUCACUGCACUCACUGCACAUUUGCAAACUCUGUUUAACUUCGUCGCAUUGUCAACCGUCUCUGUUGCCGCAUAUCUCCAGCUCUCAUUAAACAAUUGAUUUUCGGUCACCUGAUCGCCGCAAUGCCACUUUACAGUAGGGGAGACCAGGGCUAGUUGGCACACUUUUCAUUAUUUGCUGAAUAUCUCUGGUGGAAUAAAAGUUAAGAUGCCCCAACCAGUGCUGAUGAAAUUUGUUUAAAAAUAAAUUCAGUGUCACCAAAUAUUUAUUGACUUUUGUAAAUGAUUGAUUAAAUUAUUAGCUAUAG